Molecule: messenger RNA, 553 nt
Organism: Trichechus manatus latirostris (Florida manatee)
Lineage: Eukaryota; Metazoa; Chordata; Mammalia; Sirenia; Trichechidae
Gene: KXD1
Product: KxDL motif containing 1
Exons: 4
Coding region: 20-553 (177 amino acids)
Biological process (GO): lysosome localization
Cellular component (GO): BORC complex
Source: RefSeq, a predicted model, not a curated record
UGUGGAGGAGGAAGAAGAGAUGGAUGCCCCAGACUCGGCCUCGAGGGUCUUCUGCAGCCGCGUCCUGAGCAUGGUGAAUGCAGAUGACGUCAAUGCCAUCAUCCUGGCCCAAAAAAACAUGCUGGACCGCUUUGAGAAGACCAACGAAAUGCUGCUAAACUUCAACAACCUGUCAAGUGCCCGCCUGCAGCAGAUGAAUGAGCGCUUCCUGCAUCACACGAGGACCCUGAUAGAAAUGAAACGGGACCUGGACAGCAUAUUUCGCAGGAUCCGGACCCUGAAAGGGAAGCUGGCCCGACAGCACCCAGAAGCCUUCAGCCACAUCCCAGAGGCAUCCCUGUUGGAGGACGAGGAUGAGGACCCCAUCCCACCUAGCACCACGACCACCAUUGCUACCUCGGAGCAGAGCACGGGCUCCUGCGACACCAGCCCUGACCUCAUCUCACUCCCCCUCAGCCCUGGCUUUGAGGACCUGUCCCAGGCCCGGCCUGGUUCCCCCACCAUCAAUGGUCACGGCCCCACAGACGACGACGAGGAGACGCCAGGCGAGUAG